Molecule: messenger RNA, 315 nt
Organism: Schistosoma guineensis
Lineage: Eukaryota; Metazoa; Platyhelminthes; Trematoda; Strigeidida; Schistosomatidae
Source: the annotation of a GenBank genome assembly
AUGUUGUCUGGUGUAGGAGUCGAGUGGGAGAAAGCUAAGUCUGGCCAAUUGAAAAAAUACCAUCAGUCCAUAAAGUCACUGACAACUGCACUGAGUUAUAUCAAUAGGAGUAAAUUACUUGGUUGGGGACCGUGUGAUUGUCGUAACCAAUGGUUAGACUCUGAGCGAAAACACUCAAAACCGCUUGCAGUGGUGCAGGAUUGUGAUAAAUUUAGACAGGAACAAAAUCUUCAUUCAACUAUCUCAACCUCCAAUACUAUAAAUAACACAGCACAAGAAACCUUCAGUUUGUUAUUUAUACUAUAUGAGGUCUAA